Coniosporium apollinis CBS 100218 is the source of this 1164-nucleotide messenger RNA. RefSeq lists its product as uncharacterized. Lineage: Eukaryota; Fungi; Ascomycota; Dothideomycetes. The coding region runs from base 1 to 1164 and encodes 387 amino acids. The record is from RefSeq and is a predicted model, not a curated record. The transcript is spliced from 3 exons.
AUGAAGACUCCGCGUUUGAAACCCUUCUACGGCGGCCUGCUCCAGCAAGCAGCAGCUCGCCGCGUUCCUCAGCCAAUUCGCGCGAGAUGCCUCUCCACGCCGCGCAAUGACAAACGAUCCAAGGAGCCUCAGGCAGGCCUCACCACGCCAGUCCCCGAGGAUGCAAAACCCGUGAAGUCCAAGUCCCCCUUCUACUUCGAGGCCGGAUACGCGCUGUUCGCCAAGAGGCCCUCGAGACCGUUCCCGCCGCCUUUCCUCUCGUACCCCUCCGGCUCCUUUUCCGAUCCCUUGAGCACGCAUAACAAGAGCAGGGACCGUAGGCCGAGCGUCGAUGGGGACAUGAUCAGGGGGAUCACCAAUGGUGAUGAUGCUGUACUGGUCAGCGACAACUUCAUCGGCGCAAACGACGGUGUUGGAGCCUGGGCGCAUAAGGAGAGGGGUCACGCAGCACUGUGGUCACGGCUGAUCCUCCACUUCUGGGCCAUCGAAGCCGAGAAAGACUCCUACGGCGGCUCCUCUGAACCAGACCCGGUGGCCUACCUCCAGAGGGCUUACGAGCGUACCAAAGAAGCGACGUCCGAGCCAAAUCAAUGGCACGGCACUACGACAGCUUGCGGUGCGCUGCUAGGUUCGGACAAUGAAAAUCCGCCUCAUCCCGUCCUCUACGUCACUCAGCUUGGCGACUCGCAGGUCCUUGUGCUACGUCCCAAAGCCAACGAAGUUAUCUUCAGGACCGAGGAGCAGUGGCAUUGGUUUGACUGUCCCCGCCAGCUUGGUACCAACAGUCCCGACACGCCGGACAAGAACGCGGUUAUGGAUCGUGUCGUGAUAGAAGAGGACGAUGUUGUGCUAGCCAUCUCAGACGGUGUGAUCGACAAUCUCUGGGAGCACGAGGUUUUGGAAAGCGUUGUGAAAAGCCUCAAGAAGUGGGAGGAUGGUGAGGCUGAGAUACAGAAGACCACGGAUUCUGGAGAAAUUGGCUAUGCGGAGGUCAUGAAGUUCGUUGCGCAAGAGCUGGUCAAGGCUGCGAGGGUUAUUGCUGAAGAUCCAUUUGCGGAGAGUCCUUACAUGGAGAAGGCUAUUGACGAGGGCUUGUCUAUCGAAGGAGGCAAGCUUGAUGAUAUCAGCGUUGUAGCCGCGCAAUGCAAGAAGCGAAACGUCUGA